GCGAUUGCGCUCAACUCAUUAGACCUGCUUUCCUCGUCGUUCUCACCCUUGGAACACACACUCCGUCCGACCGAGAUCGAACGGCCACAAUCCCUCAAGGUCCAGGUCCCACAUCUUUCCUUCCGACUCUGACCCCACUUGUCCCCAGUAACAAAAUCAACAAAGACAUUGUCCCUCCCUCAAUCCAAAAUUCCAAAUCAGUCAACUUAGCACCGCAUGGAUCGGAGGCGGAACGGCAGUCCGGUCUACUCGCGGCAGCGGAGUGGCGGUUCGAGCAGCACCGGUUCGUCCUCUCCGGCCAUGUCGCCGGCUCACCACCAUUCUCGGACCUCGUCGGCGGCCGGCCUCUCGAACAUCAAGAGAACUCAGAACGUUGCCGCCAAGGCCGCAGCUGCACGGCUGGCACAGGUCAUGGCAACUCGCACUGCCGACGACGACGACGAUGAAGACGACGAUUUAGGGUUCCGUUACACUGCUCCUCCUCUUCCGUCGUCUUUCUCCAGCAGUGUUAAUAAUAAUAGCAUACCUGCGAUCUCGUCAUCCAGGCCAACUAGAUCCCCCUCUCCUGCGUUAGGUCGGAACUAUCUAGAUCAUGCUACUACAGCGGUUCGCUCUACGUCGGCUGGACGGCCAUCAGUAUCUGUUCGGACAACACCAUUGGUACCACCAAGUAAAACAGCACUGAGGACUGCAGUUAGUUUACCACCCAUAGAACCUCCUAGUAGUAGGCAAAGAGAGAAAAGGUUUACAACAGAGAUGGGACAUCUUAACUUAAAAGAUACAGGGAAUGAGCGUGAGGCUUCUGCACUUCGAGAUGAGCUUGAUAUGCUACAAGAAGAGAAUGAGAACAUUCUUGAGAAGCUCCGACUUGCAGAAGAGAGAUGUGAGGAAGCUGAGGCAAGAGCUAGAGAGCUCGAGAAACAGGUUGCUGCUCUUGGAGAAGGCGUGUCUCUAGAAGCUAAAUUGUUGAGCAGAAAAGAAGCAGCAUUACGCCAGAGAGAGGCUGCUCUUAAAGCUGCAAAGCAAACCAAGGAGGGGAGAGAUGAAGAGAUUGCGGCUCUUCGGUCAGAACUUGAGAAUGCAAAAGAUGAGGCAGUAGCAUCUGUAGAACAGCUUCGAGAAGCAGAAUCUGAAGCAAAAUCUCUUCGCUCAAUGACACAUAGAAUGAUUUUAACUCAGGAAGAGAUGGAAGAAGUUGUUCUUAAGAGAUGUUGGCUUGCUCGCUAUUGGUGUUUAGCUGUACGUUAUGGUAUAUGUGCAGAUGUUGCAGUGUCAAAGCAUGAACACUGGUCAUCAUUAGCACCUCUUCCCUUUGAAGUUGUGAUUUCUGCUGGACAAAAGGCUAAGGAAGAGUCUUGGAGCCAAGGUGGUGAUGAUCCAGAGAAAAGGAUUAAACUUGUACGGGAUUCAAGUGAUCUAACUGGAGAAGGCAGUAUUGAAAGUAUGCUUUCAGUUGAAAUGGGUUUGCGGGAGCUAGCUUCUUUGAAGGUUGAAGAUGCUGUUGUGAUUGCACUAGGCCAACACCGGCGUCCAAAUUUGGUUCGACAGUCCAUCUCAGAUCCUCAGUCACCUGGUCCAAAGUUCAUGGAGGCAUUUGAAUUGAGCCAAGAGGAGUCUGAAGACGUUCUUUUCAAGGAGGCAUGGCUUACAUAUUUUUGGAGAAGAGCCAAAGCUCAUGGUGUGGAAGAGGAUAUUGCUGAAGAGAGACUUCGAUUUUGGAUCAGUCGCAGCGGCCAAUCCCCAACAUCACAUGAUGCUGUUGAUGUUGAGCGAGGUCUGAUGGAGCUGAGGAAGCUUGGGAUUGAACAGCAAUUAUGGGAAGCAUCUCGCAAGGAAAUUGAUCAAGCUUCUGCACCUACUGCCAAUCACAAGUUAGUUGCAAAUUCAGAAGCCUCACCUUGAUGAUUGCCACCUUUGAUAUGUUUAUGUUGUGUUUUCUGGACUUUAACAAGUUUUGCAAGAGCAUCUUCCUUGGCUUUAUUUGCAGUGUCCCGUUUUAGGAGAUCUAAGAUCAUUGUAUCACUUGUAUUACUAGUGAGAGAUACAGGGAGAUGCACCACCCAUUUUUAUAUACAUUUCGUUCUUUUUAGGUCUUUUUAAUGGUGUUUGUAUCAUAUAUUUAGAUUUAAAAGCGAUAACAUACUUUGAUAAUGACUUGUUUUUGUAACAGCUUGCGAUUAUUUGAA
Messenger RNA from Nelumbo nucifera (sacred lotus), 2186 nucleotides. RefSeq names its product coiled-coil domain-containing protein SCD2-like. Gene Ontology annotation, biological process: cytokinesis by cell plate formation. The record is from RefSeq and is a predicted model, not a curated record. Lineage: Eukaryota; Viridiplantae; Streptophyta; Magnoliopsida; Proteales; Nelumbonaceae.